Penicillium alfredii is the source of this 1461-nucleotide messenger RNA. Its product is annotated as C2HC5-type zinc finger protein. The record is from RefSeq and is a predicted model, not a curated record. The transcript has a single exon. Gene Ontology annotation, molecular function: zinc ion binding. Bases 1 to 1461 code for a protein of 486 amino acids. Gene Ontology annotation, biological process: regulation of DNA-templated transcription. NCBI's taxonomy places the organism in Eukaryota, Fungi, Ascomycota, Eurotiomycetes, Eurotiales, Aspergillaceae. Gene Ontology annotation, cellular component: nucleus.
AUGUCCGACCUCACCGCAUGGGGAGUCCCCCGUCUCUCGCAGCUCCUCCCGCUAGAUGAGGAGUCGCUAUCUCAAGUCAUCGAGUAUGCUGCCAGUCUCUCUAAAGAGGCCUGCGCCGACCACCUGAAAAACCUCCUCGGCGACUCCCCCGCAGCCCUCGAAUUCAUCGCCUCGUUUAACACGCGCCGAAAUACCCGGCCGCCCACCCAAAGUGGACAGGGCGAGAAAGAUAGAGGGAGAAAGGGCAAGAAAAAGGCCCCGCUGCACAGUGCGGGCCCGCCGCGCCGACCGGACAAUUACGGUGAUGUCGGCGGUGCGUAUCUGAAAGCGGAGCAUGAGGAGGACUAUAUGACCACCAGCAAGCCCUCCCAGGCGACUGGGCCAUCGCGACAUGAGUCUUCUUCGCGCGGCUCAUCCCCUAUGCCGGCGCCAGCCUCCAAACCUCCGCCCUCGGCCGCGGGGCCCGUGCUCUCCGACAUGCUCCCAAAUGUGCGAUCGAAAGCUAGCAAACCUGCUCGUCAGAGCGGGCAAGCCGCUAGUCCAUCCAAAGGUAGCGGGUCGCUUACUACGAGCAAUAUCUCCGAUCUGACGGCGGCCAUCGCUGCCUUGGAGGUUUCGACCAAUCCGACGAUGGGUUCUGAGGGACGUAAAUGUACUUGCUACGCGGCAAUCCACCCGCUCUUUGACCCGGCACCCAACUGCCUGAAUUGCGGUAAGAUCAUUUGCUCGCUCGAGGGCCUACAGCCAUGCUCUUUCUGUGGAACCCCGCUUCUCUCAGCCGAGGAGGUGCAGAGCAUGAUCCGCGAACUACGAGCCGAGCGCGGACAGGAAAAGAUGCGCGCCCACAACGAGGGUGUCCACCACGAUAGUGGCCCCAAACCAGUCUCGGCAUCUGGGUCCUCGUCACCCAGCAAGCUCGAUGCCGCCAAGGCUCACCGCGACAGACUUCUCCAGUUCCAGGCACAAAAUGCUCGCCGGACCAAGGUCGUUGACGAGGCGGCUGACUUUGAAACGCCAAAUGUCGCUUCGACGCUGUGGAUGAGCCCCGCGCAGCGCGCACUGGCACUCAAGAAGCAGCAACGUAUCCAGCGCGAGAUGGAGGACAAAGCCCGUCCUGAAUGGGAAAAGAAAAAGACGGUGAUGAGUCUAGACAUUAAAGGCGGCAAGGUCCGCCGGGUAUAUCAGUCUGCGGCGGCGGACCCGACUCCAGAACCAAGUGAGCCGGAUCCUGCCGACGCAGCGGACUCAGAGAUGCCCCGAGAAAGUGGCCAUGCUCUCAGUCGGAAUCCGCUCCUCGCGGCGGGAGGAUUGAUGCGUCCAAUGUGGCGUGCCCCGGAUGGCAAGUCCGCCGAGACAGCGGAGCGGACUGAGCGGAAACAGACGUGGCGGCGUGUUCAGGAUGACAAUGACGACAAUGAGCAGUGGAUUCUCGACGGGGGGUUGCAGGGGCACAGCGCCUGA